CAAUAAUUUCAAUAAACUCUCUGAAUUCACUAAGGAAUAACAAAUUUUCAUUAGAAAUGGCGGCGUUGUGCGUAAACUUAUUUUAAAUUAUUUUAAAAGAAAAAAACAUUAAAAAAUAACAUUCAAUCGCCCCCAACUAAAAUAUAAAUCAACAACAACUGUGCAUGAAAAUUGUGUGUGAUAAUGAAUUGAAAUUGAUUUUGCAAAACGAAAAGAAGAAAAAAAAAAAUACUGAGCUGCGAAAUGGAAGCGCGUUCUAAUAGUAUCUAUCUCUACUCUUCUCUGCAAAUUAUUAUGUUAAUAUUCAACAAAAACAAAUAUAUAUAAAUACAAGUAGAGUUGAUUAAUAUUAUUGUUGAAUUAAAAGAAAAAAAAAAGAAAAGAAGAAAAAUAAAUAAUAAUUGGUUUAUCAUGUUUUCCCAUCAAUUAAAUUCCGACUCCGAGGAGUUUAAUUUCUCAAAGAAUGAGAAUGUUGCUCGUUGGAAGGGACUAUUUAGUCCUGCGUUGAAAAAAGUAUUGGAACAAGUACAUCCACGAUUGCCGGCCAAGGAGGAGGCUUUGUUAUUUGUUGAAAAACUUUGUUUGCGUAUUUUAAUAAUGCUGUGUGGAAAGCCAUCGCCUCACACCAUCCAGGACGUAGAGGAAAAGGUAAAGAAGUCAUUUCCCACGCCAAUUGAUUGCUGGGCAUUACACGAAGCUAAGGAAAGUUUGAAGAAAAAAAGGAAAUGCGUUCUACCUGUCGACCGCGUGCACGCAUUGCUACAAAAGGAUAUUCUGCAAUACAAAGUAGAUAGUUCGGUAACUCUAUUUUUGGUCGCUGUUCUCGAAUAUAUCUCAGCUGAUAUUUUGAAACUGGCCGGUAACUAUGUGCAAAAAAUCGAACAUCUUGAAAUAUCUCGUGAAGAUAUUGAAGUGGCUAUGUGUGCCGACAAGGUAUUAAUGGAUAUGUUCUAUCAAUCUGAUAUGAACAACAAAAUAAUUCCUAGUCCAUUGCCACCUGCCCCACGUGCAAGUCUUACAUACGAAGAAGUAGUAAAAGAACUUAUACAUGACGAAAAGCAAUAUCAGCGUGAUCUUCAUAUGAUAAUACGUGUGUUUCGAGAAGAAUUGAUUAAAGUAGUACCAGAUACGAGGGAAAUAGAGCCAAUAUUUUCCAAUAUUCUAGAUAUAUACGAAGUAACAGUGACAUUGUUGAGCUCAUUGGAAGAUGUAAUCGAAAUGUCUCAAGAGCAAAGUCCUCCAUGUGUAGGAAGUUGCUUUGAAGAAUUAGCCGAAGCGGAAGAAUUCGAUGUGUAUACAAAGUACGCACAAGAAGUGACUUCAAAGACGUCUAGAGACGCUCUCUCAACUUUACUUUCCAAGCCAGAUGUAGCAAUAUCUUUGAUGUCUGCUGGUCAUGGAUUUCGCGAAGCCGUAAAGUAUUAUUUGCCAAAGUUGCUGUUGGUUCCAAUUUGGCAUGCUUUCUUAUAUAUGGACUACAUAAAAUCUUUGAUGCAGCUGAGUCCUUCACAAGAGGAUAGAGAAAGCUUUGAACAAGUUCAGGGUCUACUGAGGCCCUUGCGCUGUGAUCUUGAAAAUAUUGUUGCUAAUUUACCCAAGGAAUCAGUGGUACCGAUGCAUAGUCGUGCGCGUCGACUACUGGCAAUAGAAAAGACCAGAGAUUUACAAAAUUCUGUUGAACAUUGGGAUAAAGAUGUUGGUCAAUGCUGCAACGAGUUUAUAAGAGAGGACACUCUUAGUAAACUGGGUUCUGGAAAGAGAAUAACCGAAAGAAAGGUCUAUUUAUUCGACGGGCUUAUAGUUUUAUGUAAAUCUAUUGCCAAAAAACAGACUGUCUCCACUGGAGCCUCAAACUACGAUUUUAGACUUAAAGAAAAAUUCUUUAUGCGACGGGUUGAAAUAAUCGAUCGAACCGAUACUGAAGAUUUAAAGUAUGCAUUCGAAAUUUCUCCUAGAGUAGAACCUGCUGUUAUUUUAAUAGCGAAAAAUUCUCAACACAAAAGUGAUUGGAUGGCCGACCUUAUAAUGGUGAACACAAAAUCUAUGUUAGAUCGUAUUUUGGAUAGCAUAUUAUUAGACAUGGAGAAAAAGCAUCCGCUGCGCCUACCCAGUCCUGACAUAUACAAAUUUGCCAUUCCUGACAAUGUAGAUAAUAUUGUUUUAGAAGAACGUGAAAGUGCUGGAGUUCCGCUUAUAAAGGGAGCUACGUUGUGUAAAUUAAUUGAACGUUUGACGUAUCACAUUUAUGCAGAUCCUAUGUUUGUUAGGACAUUUUUAACAACUUAUCGAUAUUUCUGUUCACCUCAAAGUCUACUUCAACUUUUGAUUGAACGUUUUAAUAUACCAGAUCCAAGUUUAGUGUAUCAUGAGGUACCCGCUAGCGAAAGAGAAAAUAAUCCUGAUUCUGAAAAAUUGCACAAAAAUUCUCAACGUGAAGAUUGGAAACGUUACCGCAAGGAAUAUGUCCAACCUGUACAGUUUCGGGUGCUGAACGUUCUGCGACAUUGGGUGGAUCAUCAUUUUUAUGAUUUUGAAAAAGAUCCAAUAUUAUUGGAGACAUUGCUUCAUUUCUUGGAAAAUGUCAAUGGAAAAUCUAUGAAGAAAUGGGUUGAUUCAGUGAUGAAAAUUGUUCAAAGAAAGAAGAAUGAACAAGAAAAGAGUCAAAAACAAAUAACUUUUGCUUAUGGCAACAGUCCUCCACCUAUUGAACAUCAUCUUCAAGUACCAGAUUCUGAAAUAAAUUUACUUACACUACAUCCAUUGGAACUUGCACGCCAACUAACUCUGCUUGAAUUUGAAUUAUAUAAAAAUGUCAAACCAUCAGAGUUAGUCGGAUCACCGUGGACUAAGAAAGACAAAGAAGUUAAAAGCCCAAAUCUUUUGAAAAUAAUGAAAUACACCACAAAUGUAACUCGAUGGUUUGAAAAAUCAAUAAUAAUGGCUGAAAACUAUGAAGAACGAGUAGCAAUGGUGGCUCGAGCAAUCGAAGUUAUGAUGGUUAUGUUGGAAUUAAAUAAUUUCAAUGGAAUCUUAUCGAUUAUUGCCGCAAUGGGUAGCGCUUCGGUUUACAGACUUAAACUCACAUUUCAGGGUCUACCUGCAAGAUAUGAAAAAUUUCUUGAAGAAUGUCGUGAGCUUAAUGAUGAUGGACAUUUGAAGAAAUAUCAAGAGAAAUUGCGCUCAAUAAACCCUCCAUGUGUACCAUUCUUUGGUAGAUACCUCACAAAUAUAUUGCAUCUUGAAGAAGGAAAUCCAGAUUUUUUGCCAAAUUCAGAAUUAAUUAAUUUUUCAAAAAGAAGAAAAGUCGCUGAAAUAAUUGGUGAAAUUCAACAAUACCAAAAUCAACCAUAUUGCUUGAUGGUUGAUCCAAAAAUAAGGAAUUUUCUGGAGAAUUUAAAUCCUUUUAAAGGCAUGUCAGACACUGACAUAUCAAAUUACUUGUACCACGAAAGCUUACGGAUUGAACCCCGGGGUUGCAAGCAGCCACCCAAGUUUGCACGAAAGUGGGCGUCAAUUACACUGAAGUCUCCAGGAAUUAAACCUCGACGACAAACAACCAGCAAUAUUAAUCAUAGUAGUAAUAGCAAUAAUAGUCUACCAAUUUUAUCAAAUUUAACCUUCGGGUCUAAGAUGCAGAACAAUGUGCAAUACGAUGGAGAGCAGAGUCCACCUAGUGGAAUGAAGCCAACCUCAUAUGCGGCGAUGAAUGUUCAAUCAUUUUCAGUUUUUGCGAAUGUAAAUAUACCUGAAAAAAGUAGUGGUUUUUGGAAUCAACACUUGAGCAGUCACCACAGUCAAUGUAGUGGCAGUGAGUCAUUACAAUAUAAUUCAAACUUGGAUGCAAUGUACAAUACAGAAUCGGAAACAAAUCAUAGUCUUGGCGAAGAUUUGCUUUCAGCAACAAAUACUUCAUGUGCAGUCGCCCCGAUUUUGCCUAAAAAAGCUACAAAUAUAAAUAAUUGUAUGAUGAGCACAAAUGCAUGGAGUUCGGAUUUGGCAAAUCCUACAAAAAGUCCUCUGGCAACCUCGAUCGGAGACUUUUUUCAAUCACAAUUUAUGCCAAAGGAAGUUAAAAUGGAUAGCUAUAAUCAUAGUAGGGACAUUUCAAUUGGUAGUAUAUGUGAAAGUCUAGCUUCACCAGCACCUUUGGUUGCUAUAAGCCCAAAAACUGAUCAUCAUUCAAAGCAAAAAAUUCGAUCUCCAUUCCAAAAUGCACCUAUGCAUACUCAAAGUUUUAUUCCUACAAAGAAUUCGAGCAGUCCUAAGGAGCCAUUACAUUUUUCUGAGGCAACUUCAUCUCCGUACUCUCUGCAGAGUAUGGAGCUUUCCAUUCCCAUAUCUCCUCACGUUAAUGUUCCUACAACUCAUCUUGGAUUUGAAUCAGCUGCUCCACCACCUCUUCCACCACGACGGAGGGACAGAGUAGAAAGUUUCAAUGAAAUGGCUCAAAAACAGCAGGCUCCAGAUGCGCCUACACUUCCUCCAAGAGAUGGUGAACUUAGUCCACCACCUUUACCCCCUAGAGUUAUGAGCACAUCAGGCACCCUAACAAAACAACAAAACUCAAACGUAGAAAUAAGUCAACACAAUUUACAGCUUCCAAACACCAGUAUUAUAAUGAUGCGAAGAAACUCGGCGAUGCAAAAUAGAGGUUCCACUUAUUCAACCUCAAACUCAGGUGCGGGCAGGAAUGAAGACCAAAUUUCAUCACCCUCAAUAAAUUUUUCAUCUUCGCCAAAAACACCGAAAACAUUUGAUGGUUAUGAUUUUUCAGUGAUACCUUGCAAUAAUGAGUCAACAAAAGCUAUGCAUGGAAAAGCUGCGUCCUCAUCCAAGGCAAUGUUUUGCUCCGCUGACGCAACGCCCAAACUUCCACCAAAACCUGUGGUCAGCGGGAGUAUGUUCCACGCCGAUAAAAUUACGAUGUUUCCCUAUCCAAGUAUAAACAAUGAUUAAUUGAUUGUAAGGCUAUGUGAUACUAAGCUGCUUUUGUUAUAAGAAUUUAUUUGCCACCUAAAAUUAAACCUUUGUAAAUAAAAUAAUAUUGUAGAUCAUAAAAUGUA
Messenger RNA from Episyrphus balteatus (marmalade hoverfly), 5063 nucleotides. It is a transcript of the gene Sos, whose product is annotated as protein son of sevenless. Gene Ontology annotation, cellular component: nucleosome; plasma membrane. NCBI's taxonomy places the organism in Eukaryota, Metazoa, Arthropoda, Insecta, Diptera, Syrphidae. Gene Ontology annotation, biological process: positive regulation of GTPase activity; Ras protein signal transduction. The coding region runs from base 412 to 4956 and encodes 1514 amino acids. The record is from RefSeq and is a predicted model, not a curated record. The transcript is spliced from 16 exons. Gene Ontology annotation, molecular function: protein heterodimerization activity; guanyl-nucleotide exchange factor activity; DNA binding.